Didymodactylos carnosus is the source of this 2202-nucleotide messenger RNA. The record is from the annotation of a GenBank genome assembly. Lineage: Eukaryota; Metazoa; Rotifera; Eurotatoria; Philodinida; Philodinidae.
CGUAAAUCUAAAUAUCCAGCAAAUAAUGGAUCGACUGCUAGAUGUAAACGAUCAUUUUCAUCUUUUUCUUGAUUUUUCCAUAAUUGUAACCAUCCCCGAAACAGGAACAGCAAAAUGUUAACUUCGCUCUUUUUUCUAAAUGUCCGCCUGAUUGUUUACUGUGUCCGUUCUAUCCGAUCGACUUCGAAAUUUGACCAUAGAUAUUCAAGAAUGAUCUCUACGUGUUACUUUUCGUUUUCCAGUUACAGAAUUUUUUUCAGUCUUUUUCUUCUGGCUCGGAAAGGAAAAAUAAUAGAACAAAAGUAAUAAAUGUACACUUGAAAAGUAUUGUCUAGUAUUUCUGAUAAAAUUUUAAAGUCGAUCAGAUCAAGCUAUCAUAGGAUCGCAAUGGAACGAUUUAGAAAUCUCAAUAGCUAGAAACGUACGACACAAACGAAAAGAUGCUCGAUGAAGUUUUCUAUUCUUCGUGAAAAGAAGACUUUUAGUGUAUGUUUGACAAUAUUUGCACGGAAACACUUAAAAGGGGCCGACGACCUCUUAAAGUGGUAAUGAAUUAAAUGUAUAAUUUGUUUUGUUUCUAUCUCGGUUAAGAAAGUAGACCGAAAACUCCUAUUUGAAGCAUAAGCCGAGUACUAUCUAUAGCUCCACGGAUAGGUGCAAGAAUAAGUGUCGAAGUUUUUAAUAGAACAAAUACGUUCGUAUAGUUUCUGUUUACAUUAACGACAUUUUAUUGCAUCGAAUAUUAGUGACAUUUCUUGUAUUGGUACAACUACACAGUAGAUUACGAAUGAAAUCUAUUUAGCCCUUUUUCUUAUCGAAGUAUAGCUAAGCUCAAAAAUCGGUAGUUUAUGAAAAGUUUUGCAGAUCGAAAUUUUGUCAUCCGAUAAAAUAUGAGCUUUUAUCAAUGGAAAUAUAAACAAAACAAAAUACAUUUUUUAUUAGCUGUUUUUCAAAGCUUUCCGGGAGACGUUUGUCAGUUUUGAAGGGAAAGUUUUUUUUAUAAAUCUUUUCAAGUAUAGUAUCUCUACUAACUGUGAACAUUUGAGUGAGAAGUUCAAUUGAAUAGUCUAUGAAAGAAACGUCUGUCUUCUCCAUACACUAACUAAUUAAAAAAGAUCUUUUUUCACGUUUAGAUUUGCUCAAGAUUGUCUACUAUCAUGUGGUGUUGUUCUUGUUUACAAUGUUAAAGAAUGUGUUAUGCAACGGCUAUCUCGAUGUUUAAAUACUCAAAUUUUAACAUCAAUUGAUACAAGAACGCCUCUACAUUUACGACCACCACUUGGAACAUGUGAUUAUUUCAAAAUUCAAGAAUAUGAAUUAGAAGAUAAACGAAAAAAACGAUUAAUGUUUUUUGGUGGAUGUCAUCAACAAGAAUUAUGUUGUACAGUAUUGAUUCGUGGUGGAACAGAACAAGAAUUGAGAGUUGUUAAAUCAGUGAUGAAAUUAUUUCUUCUAAUUACGUAUAGUGCAGCAUUGGAACAAGCAUUUUUAAACGAUUGUCACGCCUAUCCAAUAACAAAUGAUUUAUCAUUGAUUCGUCGUUUUGAUCUUGAUCAAUAUAUUCAAUCAACAAUUGACUCUCCCAUUAAUAAUUCUCGUACAUCAAUUUGUCAAUUACUAUCAGAUGGUUUUCUAUUAUCCACCACUCCUCUGAUCAAAUAUCCUCAUCCUUAUAUUCUUUCAACAUCACUUGUCACGUUACUUCCUCAUGAUCUUUAUAAACAAAUAUUUAAUCAAAAAGUAUUAGCAAAGAUAAAAGUAGCUCAACAACAAGAAUCAGAUGAAAAGAGUGAUCAUAUUCAAUGGUAUUAUAAUUCUCCCUAUAAUUCAGAAUUAGUCUCAAUUCAAGAUAAACAUCCAUUUAUUAAAGAUAUACAAUCGGUACCAAAUCAAAAUCAACAAACAAAGAGUGUUUAUGCUCAUUAUCGUGCAUGUGGUGGUCGUGUUCGUUAUCGUCAUCGUCGAUGGUGGGAAUGGUUACAAUUAUGGAAAAAUCAAGAAAAAGAUGAAAAUGAUCGUUUACAUCUAGCAGUCGAUCCAUUAUUUGCUGGAUAUUUAGAUUUACGAAGUCAUUUGUAUAUUGCCAUUUUAUAUAGUGCUCAUUGUUCUACAUUACAAACCAAACAGAUUACAUGUAGACAACCAGAUAUUCUUGAAUUACCAGCUUAUUCUAUACAUGAUACAACAUUGGGUAAGUUUUAA